AUGAAGGAAGCGUUGGGACCCAACCGCGCACUGAUUACCCUCAUCCGGAAAGGUCCCCAUGCCGACAUUAUCCCGCAAAGUGUGCUUCCGUGGCCAUGCUGUGACGAUGAACGACCUGGCUCGCCUGCUGGUCCGGCGCGCCUCUUAUCGCCCUCGCCUGCGGUUCCGAGUCCUGACGCGCCGAUUGUUCAACCGCAGACGGCGAACGGUCCAUCGUCAGCGACCCCGGCGGCGCCGUCGACGCUGACUGCGCAGCAUCAGCCUCCAGCCGUGCAAAGCACGCAGGCGGCGUCCGAAUGGACUGCUGCCGCAGCGGUAGGGGGCGGCCAUCCGCUUCAGCAAACCGCCCAACCUCCGCAGAGCCAGGCUUCCAAUCCGUCACCACCGGCUCCCCGCAGUGGCAUCCCUGACCAUCCGCCAGCUGGUCAACUGGGAGUGCCGAACACUGUGGCGCAGCCCCCGACCUACUCGGGGUCCGUGGCAUACAAACCGCCCACGGCUGGCUUGACGACGGCUCCUGCGCCAGGCCCAGCAGGGCCGCCCGCCCGUCCCCUGGUGCCCAUGCCCACUGCAUCCCAAGCGCCACAAGCGCCGCUAUGGACCACGGAUACUGUCCCGCACAUUACCUCUGUUCAACCGCCGUCGGCGCCGGGAGUGGCGCCGGGGUCCUAUCCCGGACAGUCAGUGAGUCACGGCGUGGCUGCGGGCAUGCCGCAUCCCGCGCAGCCGCAGGUUAACCAGUCGAUGCACCCUACCGCUCUCGCAUACGGCUCGUUGCACCCGCAGGUGACUGGUCACCUCCCCUCCGGCCAGCUCUACGUCGGCCCAGCCGGUCAGGUUGUACAAGCUGGCCAUGCUUUUCUAACCGGUCAGGCUGGUCAGGCUGGUCAGGCUCUUCAAACUGGCCAAACUGGUCAAGUUGUCCAGACCGGUCAGGCUAUUCAAGCUGGUCAGGCUGUGCAAGCUGGUCAGACCGUUCAAACUGUUCAAGCUGGUCCGACUGCUCAAACUGCUCAUACUGUUCAAGCUGUGCAAGCUGGUCUAGGGGCACCCCCGCAACCUUCGUUUCCGAUGGCCCACGGCCAACCUGCCGCUGCGGUCCCAAACGGCGGCAGCUUGCUGACCGCACCCCAGCCCGUUCAGCACUGGGCGCCCGGCGUGGCGGGACUGCCGCAGGCAGCGACGCAAACCGCCCCUCCAACGCAACCGGUAAACGCCGCGCUGUCCGCCCAGCUAACAGACCCGUGUCAGGGAACACUGGUGCAUCCCGGGCAGCCGCAGGCAUCAGCCCAACCGUCCACCGGGCACCCUCCCGUCGAACCAUCUCAGCAAACACCCUGGCCACCCCAGCAGCAGAAUGACUCUGCGAUGGACA
This is a messenger RNA of Aspergillus pseudonomiae, 1375 nucleotides long. RefSeq lists its product as uncharacterized. The transcript has a single exon. The annotation marks the transcript as partial. The record is from RefSeq and is a predicted model, not a curated record. Lineage: Eukaryota; Fungi; Ascomycota; Eurotiomycetes; Eurotiales; Aspergillaceae.